Alligator mississippiensis (American alligator) is the source of this 12118-nucleotide messenger RNA. RefSeq names its product ADAM metallopeptidase domain 22 (gene ADAM22). Gene Ontology annotation, cellular component: postsynaptic density membrane. The coding region runs from base 379 to 3363 and encodes 994 amino acids. The transcript has 33 exons. Gene Ontology annotation, biological process: proteolysis. The record is from RefSeq and is a predicted model, not a curated record. NCBI's taxonomy places the organism in Eukaryota, Metazoa, Chordata, Crocodylia, Alligatoridae. Gene Ontology annotation, molecular function: metalloendopeptidase activity.
CCUCCGCGCUCUCGGUUGAAGCGAGGGCUCCCUAACUACAUUUCCCAGGUGCCCGCACUCACCCAUCUUCCCUCUCCCAGCGGGGCUGGCCCGGGGGAUCCUGUGGGGAGCCGAGACGGCUCUCCAGACAUCUGCUCGAGGACCAGGCUCUGCAUGUGGAUGAGGAGGGAGGGGAGGAGCCUGGAUCACUUAGCUACAGCAAACCACCCAAUGCAGUAAAAGCUCCCGGAGGCGAAGGGAAGGCAGCGGAGCACAAUGCAGCACUGAGGCGGCGGUGGCGGCAGAAGGCGCAGGGCAGGGGCAGAUUGCUCCGCGCCGCCGCCUCCCACCAUGCGUGCCCGCCGCUGAGGCUCCGCCGCGGCCGGGAAGGACGCAGCCAUGCAGCCGGCUGCCUCGCUGCUCUCCUUGGUGCUCUGUGCCUGGGGCACCUUCUCCCUGGCCCCGCGCAGGCUGGCAGGAGACGCCUUGUUGACGGAGAUGGAGAGAGGGGCCGGGCAGCGCUUCAUGGAGCGGCAGAACAUCAAACCCCUGCGCCUCGUCUCCGGCCCGGGCCACGGCAGGCGGAGCGGGCGCGCCGCGCUCACCACCCGCGUCAGGGGCAGCGCGGCCGGGCAGCAGUCCACUCACAUUGCUCGAGCCAGCUUCCAGGUUGAUGCUUUUGGGUUAUCGUUCAUUCUCGAUGUAAUGCUAAACCAUGAUCUGCUAUCUUCUGAGUAUCUUGAGAGGCAUAUCGAGAAUGGAGGAAAGACAGUUGAAGUUAAAGGAGGAGAGCAUUGCUAUUACCAGGGCCAAAUUCGAGGAAAUCCUGAAUCGUUUGUUGCAUUGUCGACAUGCCAUGGACUCCAUGGGAUGUUCUAUGAUGGGAAUCAUACUUACCUUAUUGAGCCAGAUGAAAACUACACAUCAAAUGAAGACUUUCACUCUGUUUACAAAUCAAAGCUAUUUGAAUUUCCUUUGGAUAACCUACCAGCAGAAUUCAAGCAAAUGAACACUACAUCACAGAAGUUUGUUGUAAAGUCAAGACACAAAAGGAGUAGAAGACAGGUUCGUCAGAUUCCACAUAAAGUUGAGGAGGAAACAAAAUACAUUGAGCUAAUGAUUGUUAAUGAUCAUCUAAUGUGUAAAAAACACCGGUUAUCAGUUGGCCAUACCAACAGCUAUGCUAAGUCAGUUGUGAAUAUGGCAGAUUUAAUAUAUAAAGAACAUCUAAACACCAGGAUAGUAUUGGUUGCCAUGGAAACCUGGGCCACUGAUAACAAGUUCACCAUAUCUGAAAACCCACUGGUGACCCUUCGUGAGUUUAUGAAAUAUAGGAGGGAUUUUAUCAGAGAGAAAAGUGAUGCAGUUCACCUUUUUUCAGGGAGCCGAUUUCAGAGCAGUCGCAGCGGUGCAGCCUACAUUGGAGGAAUUUGUUCGCUAUUGAAAGGCGGAGGUGUGAAUGAAUUUGGAAGGCCAGACUUAAUGGCAGUAACCUUGGCACAGUCCUUGGCCCACAACCUUGGCAUUUUCUCAGAUAAAAGGAAACUAUUAAGUGGUGAAUGUGAGUGUGAGGAUACAUGGUCUGGAUGUAUAAUGGGAGACACUGGAUAUUACCUUCCUAGCAAGUUCUCCAAGUGUGACAUUGAGGAAUACCAUGAUUUUUUAAACAAUGGAGGUGGGGCCUGUCUUUUCAAUAAGCCAUCCAAGCUUCUCGAUCCUCCUGAAUGUGGCAAUGGCUUCGUAGAAGAUGGAGAAGAAUGUGAUUGUGGUACUGUUGCAGAGUGUGCCAUUGAAGGAGGAGAAUGCUGUACCACAUGCACACUGACUGCAGGCUCACAGUGCAGUAAUGGACUUUGCUGUAGGAAGUGUCUGUUUGAAGCUAAAGGAGUUUUGUGUCGGGAAGCAGUAAAUGAUUGUGACAUUCCAGAAAGCUGCACAGGAAACUCCAGUCAGUGUUCUCCCAAUAUUCACAAAAUGGAUGGGUACUCAUGUGAUAACAAACAGGGUAUUUGUUUUGGAGGAAGAUGUAAAACCAGGGACCGGCAGUGUAAAUACAUCUGGGGUGAAAAAGUGACAGCUGCUGAUAGGUACUGCUAUGAGAAAUUGAAUAUUGAAGGGACUGAAAAGGGCAACUGUGGCAGAGACAAGGACACUUGGAUACAGUGCAACAAACAAGAUGUGCUUUGUGGCUAUCUUCUAUGCUCCAAUAUCUCAAGUGUACCAAGACUUGGAGAACUUGAUGGUGAAAUCACCUCUUCAGUCAUACAGUUGGGAAAAAUCUAUAACUGCAGCGGGGGCCAUGUUAAGCUAGAUGAAGAGACAGACCUUGGCUACGUAGAGGAUGGAACACCAUGUGGGACCAACAUGAUGUGUUUGGAGCACAGAUGCCUACCCACUGACAACUUCAACUUCAGCACCUGCCCAGGCACUGCAGAAGGCAAAAUUUGCUCAGGACAUGGUGUUUGCAGCAAUGAAAUAAAGUGUGUGUGUGACCGACUCUGGAGAGGAGAUGACUGCAGCACCCUUUUCAAAGGUCCUGCAAGUUUUGAUGACGAUAUUACCAGCAAAGGUGUUGUUAGCACAAAUAUAAUCAUAGGGGCUAUUGCUGGCACCAUUUUAGUGUUGGCUCUUGUUUUAGGAAUAACAGCAUGGGGCUACAGAAACUAUAGAAGACAGAGACAAAUACCCCAGGGAGAUUAUGUAAAAAAACCUGGAGAGGCCGACUCUUUUUAUAGCGACAUGCCUCCUGGAGUCAGCACAAACUCUGCAUCUAGUUCUAAGAAGAGGUCUGCUUUUCUGUCGCAUUUUCAGAUAUCUACCUGUUCCAUCACCCAUUAUUCCAUUAGUCAGAACAUUUCAUUAUUUUGCAGCAGGUCAAAUGGAUUAUCUCAUUCCUGGAGUGAAAGGAUCCCAGACACAAAACAUAUUUCAGACAUCUGUGAAAAUGGGAGACCUAGAAGUAACUCAUGGCAAGGUAAUAUAGGAGGAAACAGAAAGAAGGUCAGAGGCAAAAGAUUUAGGCCACGGUCUAAUUCAACUGACAGGGUAACCCAUGCAUCUGAGCCUGGGCUUUCUCUCGCCCACCAUAUCCCGACUCAAGGCAUAAGCCAAGGGGGUUCUCCUCUCCCCCAUUCAGGGAGUCGGGAUCACAGGUAUUUAAAUCCAUGGUUCAAAAGAGAAUAUAAUGUAGCUAAGUGGGUAGAAGAUGUGAAUAAAAACACUGAAGGACCCUACUUUAGGACUCUGUCUCCUGCAAAGUCUCCAUCUUCAUCCACUGGAUCUAUUGCCUCCAGCAGAAAAUACCCAUACCCGAUGCCUCCGCUUCCAGAUGAGGAGAAAAAAGCUAACAGGCAAAGUGCCAGGCUAUGGGAGACUUCUAUUUAGUCCCACUGUUUACCUGGGGUAACAUCAGAACUGUUUACUUCCACUUUUAUAUAAACUCAGCAUCACUGAGUCAUUGCACAUUCAUCUGCUCUUCAGACAAUUUGAAAGAACAACAGAGAUGCCAGUGAUCACAGACAGAACCUCCUCUGGUAUACCAGGGUUAAUAAAGCCAGUCGUUUGCUGUUGAAUAGAAUUUCAUGAAGUCUGUAAAGAACAGCUGAAAACAUAAAAAAAACUAACCUCGGAUAAAUAGACUGGAUGUGACAAGGCUAUUCCGCAUGACAGAUACACAUAGAUUUACAAUUAAAACUAAUUUACAAGUCCCAAAUAAAAGAGGUUUUUUCAUUGGUUUAAUGCAGUCCCAAAUAAUAGCAAAAUUGAAUUCAGAAUUUAGCAUUCUGAAACACGUGGCCAAUGUUACCAUUUAUGCUGUGUGCAUGAACCCUCUGUUCUUUCCUUUCCACAUGUAAGGGAUAAACAACAUACUAUAAUAGAAAUUAGCAUGCAGGAGUAAGAAAUAUAGGAUUUUGCUACAGGAUCUUAAGCUUUGAGGGGCAAAUAUCCAACAUAAACUUCAAACAAACAGGAAUUGCAUCUUUUUUACUUUUUGGGUUUAUAAUCUCAGUAUAUGGAUUGUAUAUAUGUAAACAUUUUAAAGUGUCAAAACAGAUGUUAUACAAAAGUGUAUUUUGCCAAAUGCCUAAAGAAACAAUCUUGAGUAACUUCAUCACACUUCAAAUGUUCUCAAUAUUAUGAGCAGACAGCUUUGGAAAUACAGUACUGAAAAUGUGUCUUCUCAGAAACUGGUGUUUGAGCAAAAUCUACAGUUUCCCUUUCUGUUAUGGGAAGUUAUGUCUGGGAUAUAUUAUUUAUUAGAAUCAAAAAGUAAAAUAAUACAGUGACAUUUUGUCUUAAAUCACCAUCUAAGGAACCGGCACACACAAAUUGCCUGGUAGAAAUGAUGAGUUUGUUUCUUCUCAUUAACAGUGGUGUAAAUCUAUGAAAACCAGAGCCAGAAUCUUUAAUUAAGAAUGAUGGGAAUUUUAUUAGAUACUUAGGAAAACUUCAAAGUGAUUACUAAAGUAUUGGUGGUCAUCUGGCAGAUUUAUUGUGUAUAUGUAAUAAAGCACUUCAAAAUAUGUGUUGGAAUCACACAGCAAACUACAGCUUGUGAUCUUGUGCUGCACAGUAACUGAAAGCUUGGCAACUGGCCAAUUACAUUUAUUGGUAUCACUUGUAUGUGUAUUAGUACCUUAUGUGUAGAGUCCCUUAUGUCUCCUUUGCAAUUAAUUUGGGCCUUGAGCUGAAUGCAAGUGGAUCCAGCCCCAUCAAACUGUGGAUCCAAAGACAAAUCCAUUACAAAGGAGACACUAUCCUGCAUGUAAAAUUCCUCAGCAAGAUGGCAUUAUCCAGCCUGCCAGUCAUUUGUAUGCUAAGCACUGGAGGAUGUGUCAGACAUACAUUUACAAUUCCCUGAGAGACCUAAAGGAUGUUGUAAAACAUCCAAGGUCUUUUGAUUGUAAUUUUUCUUGUAAUAAUAAACAUGGCCAUUUUAAGCCGGUUAAAAAGAAAACAACCCCUCCUGUCAGUACUUCUCUGACAGUAACCAAUUCAUUAGCUCUAGUAACUCCAUUGCAGAAUAAUAUAUAUUUUUCAGUAUGGUUUAUUAAAACGCAUAGCCAACAGAAAAAAACCCCCAUGAGUUUCCAAAUCUUCUACCUCUUUCCCAUUUUUUCUUUAGUAAGUGACCCUACCAGUAGAGACUUUUUAAUGUACCUGAAUUUAUUUUAUUGUUAACCAAUUUCUCUCUUUGAUUAAAGGAAGUCAAAUCUAGGUGAAGGUUAAAUUAAGCAUUUUUUAAAGAUGUCAGCAUCUGUAAAGUAUGUAAGAUAAUAGAAAUACUAUAUUUUAUGCAUAAGACAGCGUACUGGGUUAAAUCUACACAAAACUGGCCUAGCAGGUCAUUAUUUUGGUAAGUAUUUUGAAAUGAUGACAAAUACAAAUGAGAGCAGAAUAUGGUUGUAGAGUAUUUGAAAAAGUGAAUGCAACUGCAGUGGUUUUGGGCAGAGAUUUUGCUGUUUGAUGCAGACUUAAAUAGUUGCCUGCAUUAAUUUUGCAAAGGUUUAUUUUGUAUGUAGGACAAGAAUGGCAGUAUUGCAGACAUUUUCAUCACUUGUGGAACUGAUCCACAGCCCCUUCAAGUCUUUGGGUGUCUUCCUGUUGAUUUCAGUGGGCUUUGAAUCAGGCUUUAAGCAUUUCACCCAAAUAAUGACAUUUAUAUGUUAAAAUGACAGACCCCAUGUCUGAAAGAUGGCUUUUUCCUUCCUGCUAGUAUUACGUCCUUUGUAACUUAAAUGUUUAUCAUGUGCCUUUUCUGAUAUUUGUUUGGAAAACAAGUUUGCAUGUAAUUUUAAAUAACCAUGUUAGAUUUUGUGUAUAUUUUCUACGUUAUCUUUCUUACUUUCUUUUCCAUUUUCCCAUGAUCAAGAAGAAGCAAGAUUUGAUAGAUGAAACUGAAUGUGACAGUGGUGGUUUCUGUAACAUUCAUAGUUUCUUGUUUUGAAAAUGAAUUGUUCUCAUGACUACGCUUUUAAUGUAUUCUGUACUUGCAGCCUUUCUUGUUCUGAUGUCAUUCAUUAAUAGCACUUGCUCCGUGUAGUGUAAUUUCAGUCAUUGCUGAAUUUUGAAAAAUAUGCAGAGACAGGUAAUCUAGUUGUAAGCACUAACUUUAAAUUAAAUAAAAAGUGGCUUUCACUUUGGUGGGCUAGAAAGUGAAAACACCUAGCAUUCAAUAUCAACUUUGUUUUUUGUGAAAUCUACUCUGGAGGAAUAUGAUACACCAUGACAGCGAUCUAGAAAAUAAAUGAAGCCAUUAUACAAAAAAACUGGAAUAUGUAGGGCUGUAUGGCCCUCUAAAAACAAAGGUGAUUGAUUAGAUUAAACCAGAAGAGGAGUGUUUCAUAGGUUGCUUUGUUUUAAGUUUAAUACUUAUAAAAGGUGCCAGCUAGAUAGUCUUGGAGAUUGCCAUGCUUUUUGUAACCACAGUGGUUACAUCACAGGCAGGAGUGGUGUCAGUUGCAGUGCCUUGCCCAGCUCGGAAGUCCGAAACUGGAAUAUCCAUAACAUUCAGUAAACCUAGUACAUUUGGCUCAUGGGCUUUUUUCCUAAGACCUGCUAUAAAGGUACCAGUCCAUGCCAGUUGCAGUGUAGAUACCCAUUGAACAAGAGUGCUGAGAGGUCACCACUUCGUUCACAUAGAUUUCUUAUAGGGCUUUUGUUCACUGGUAAAACAAGCUACUGUCGAACCAGGUAUCUGGUUUUCAUAAUGUGGCCUAAGAACAUCAUGGGCUCAUCUACACAUUGCCCCAUGGUGAUGUAGCAACAAGCUAUGUUGCUGUACAGUGCACUACAGUAACGUAGCAAUCACACAGGUCUACAUCUGAUCACCAGCUAUGUCGUCAUAGUGGUGCACUCCCCCGAUGUAGUUCACCGCUACAGUGACAUAGCAGCAAAAUCUUACCAUGUGCCAUGCGCAUGGCACAGUAACCACCCGUACUGCGCAGUGCUUUAGUACUUCUGAAAGGCGACAUGUAGAUUUGCCCCAUGUAUUUAAAAUAAAAGUAAUAUGGCUAAAAUGUUGAGGAUGGGAAAAGAGGAACUGCAUCCAAACUGAUUUGUCACUGUGCCACUCUUGCUCACUUUUGUAACGAGUGCCACAACUCUCGUCACUGAAGCUUACUUGCUGAUUCUGAUUUGUUUGGAAUCAAAUCAUCCACACAGAGAUAAUGCCCUGAGUAAUCUGUACUCCAGAUUUUUGGUGAACAACUUUGUACAGUUCAUCAGAAGUGCCUGUGAUGUACAUCUAAAUUUUAUACAUCUAAAUAUGUUGUGUUCAAACAAAUAAGCAGGUCUAGUUUAAAAAAAAGGCUUUGAUGUUUUAAUUUUAGAGUAUUCCCAUGUAUAACUAUGGUGUGUACAUGACCUAAAGUCAUUACUUAUCAGAUGUGAACACAUAUCUGAGUACAUAAUCUUCUGAAUGAUUUAACAGUUUUGUCCUUGGUGACUUUGAACCAGCCAGAUGAUGAAUUAUCAGGUUCUAUGCGUAUAACAAAUUUUAUUGUGUUGGGUGAGCCUUUAGUAGACUGUGGUUACAAUUAAAAAUGUAAGUGUGACAACAGAUAUCCAGUCCAGUUCCCUUUGAAUCUCCUUUGCUGGUAGAUUAACUCAGCUAAGACUAGCCACACAAGACUGACAACUGUUUUCAAAACCGGAGCGAGGAAUAACUAUUUUUCCUACAAGUUCUAAUCAAAUUUGUAUUCUCCUUGUUGUUGAACAUUGUUUUUAGAGACCCAAAAUAUGGCUAAUGUGCUAUUAAUGUUUCUGACAGCACAUGGUAUUGUUCCCUUGUCCAAUCAGUGGGCUGUGCCUGGUGUGUCUUAUUGCUGUCUUCUGCAUGUAAAUUGUAACAAUUACAGGAUUUCCCAGCCAUGUCCAUAUAAUAGUUUUGGCUCAUUCCAACCAUAAGAAAAUUACAUACAAGAUUGGAAAGAACCUCUCACAUCAUUAAGUCCAGUUCCCUGCAAAUGUAAGAACCACAUCAUGCAAUCAUAGAAAUCAUAGAGGAGUAGGGCUGGAACGGACCUCAAGAGGUCAUCUAGUCCAACCCCUUGCCUGAGGCAGGAAUGAUUGUGGUCGCCCACCGGGUUUGAACCUGCAGUCCCCAACUUAGAACUGGCUGGGGUUGUUAGCUCUCAUUACUCUUAUAGAAGACUGUCCAGAAAUGCAGUACUAACUCCUCUGAUUAGAAACUUUUUCCUAGUUUUCAGCCUAAUUUUAUUCAGAGACAGUUUAUACUUGUUUGUCGCUGUGCUGGCAGGAUAAAGAAAAGCUAUCUGGGGACUUGCCCUGUCUUGUAUUCAUAACAGCAAACAUAUCUACUCUCAAUCUUUGUCUAACUAGGUCAAACAAACCAAGUUUGUUUUUUCAGUGUCCUCUAGUAAAUGGGGUGACGACUGGGCAACUGCAGAGCCUAGUAACAUUUAUUGUUUGAAUAUGGAUGACCAGAAUUGUACGCAGAAUGCCAGAAGAGGUGUAGUGCCUUGUACAGUAGCAUUAGGACUUCUCCUUUGCUACAGAAAGUACCUUGUCUGGUGCAAUCUAGGAUAGCAUUUACCUUCCUUCAUAGCCACGUCACUUUGGUAGCUCACAGUCCCAUUUCUAUGACUUUAGUCUUUAAAGUCAUUCUGUUCUUCCUGUGCAGUAUUCUAAUCCUCCUGAGUACUGGCAAUGCUAAAAAGACUAUGUUUGCUCUUGAUACUAAUCCUUGAAGAACUUCAGUAGGAGUCUCCCUCCAGUCAGGUAAGUUUUUUCUCUGCAUGACUAGUUGUUGGUUUCCCAUUAGCCAGUUCCUUACGCACUUGUAAUAUAGGACUAUAAUCUUUGAUAAAAUUCACCCCGAGCACUGAAAAAAAUCUCAGAGCCAUUGGCUAAAUCAUAGAUGACAGGCCAUGUCCCAGAAGACCUGAGGAGGGCUAAACUAGUGGCCAUCUAAAAAGGGAAAAGGAGGACCAGCAGAUUUAUAGACUGUCUUGAUCAUUGGGUGCGUCUACAUAGGACACUUAAUGCACAGAAGACUAAUUCUACUGUACAUUAGUGUGGCAGGCAGAGCCCAUGCUAAUGCACAGUAGAUUUAGUCUAAUGCACAGUAGUGUCACCAAAAAAAAUGUUCAUCUGUGCUAAUGUGCAGUAGCACUGAUUACGGCACAUUAUUACCUGUCUUUACCUUUAGUAGAUUGUGGUUACAAUUAAAAAUGUAACUGGCACAACAGAUAUACAGGUACGAAUAAAAAUGUAGACAUGCCCAAUAGCAGCUAACAUGGACUUAUUAAGAAUAAAUUAUGCCAAACCAACCUAAUAGCUAACUAGUUCGAUGGACGAAGGCUAUGCAGUGGAUAUAAUACAAUUAGAGAGUCUUUUGAUGUAGGCCCACAUGAGAGUCUCAUAAACUGGAGAAACAAGGGCUACAUAGAAUUACUGUUAGGUGGACAAAAAAUUGGGUGAGUAGCCACAAAGGAUAACUAUAAACAGAACAAUGUUCAGAUAGCAGGAAGUUUCAGGUGGGGUGCCAGGUGUGUUCUGAGUUCAUUGUUGACAUUUUUAUUAUGGUUUUUUUUGUUGUUUUUUUUUUAUCAAUGAUGCAGGAAUGGAGAGCUUCCUGAUCAAGUUUGCAGACAAAACUGUGAGGAGUUGCAAAUGAUUUGGAGGAUUAGAGCAGAAUUCACAAGGAUCUUGAUAAACUGCAGACCUUAGCUCUAGAUGGAAAAAUGAAACCCAGUAAAGGCAAAUAUGAGGUGCCACCCUAAGGGAAGAAAACGCAAAUGCACAAGUGGAGAAUGGGAGAUAAUUUGGUAGUCAUUAGUACUGCCAAGAAAGAUGUGGGGGUCAUGGUGGAUCACAGACUCAACGUAAGUCAGCAAUAUGGUAUAGUUCCAAAAAUUAGCUAAUGUAAGUUUGGGAUGCAUUAACAGAAGUACUGUAUAUAGGGCAUGGGAGGUGACAGCGCUACUCUACUCAAUGUUGGUUAGACCUCAGUUAGAACUCAAAAGCCAAUUCUCAGCCUUUCAGCUAAGAUCUUUUGAACAGUUUGGGGCACUGCAUUUUAAGAAAGAUGUAGAAAAAAUUGGAAAGAAUACAGAAGUGAGACACAAAUAUGAUUAUGAGGAGGACAGUCUAUUCUCUGUGGCCAUAGGUGGCAGGGCAACAAGUAGCUGUCUUAAAUUGUGACAAAAUUUUGGUUGGAUAUUAGGAAGACAUUUCUAAUUAUGAGGGUGUUUAAGGAAUGGAACAGGUUACCUAGUGAGGUUGUGGACUCUCCAUUCCUGGCAGUUUUUAAGAGCAGGUUAGUCAAACACUUUUGAUAACUGGUGACAUUUCUGGUAGCUUUGCCUGCUGGUAUCAGCAUGGGGAACUGGUGCCUCCUGAGUCUGGGGGCACCAGAUCACUGACUGGGGGAGGGGGGGGGGGGGUCCCUUAGUGGCUGAUUGCCAAGCCCAAAAUCACCAACGGUGAAACCGGAAGUGCACUUCCACCGGCACUUCCAGUUUUGCGGCUGGCGUUUCCAGGGGGUGCAUGGCCAAUCUCAGGGGGUGCACCCAUGUGCACCUCCUAUGCGUCGCCAAUGGGUAUCAGCCUGUGUAACUGGGACUUAACCAUGGGCAAAUAGCUCUCAGACCCAGUUGCAGUUCCACAGGAGCUUGACAACUGCUUGGAAAAGGCCCACAGAAGUCACAAUUUUGCUGUCUGAAAAAGGCAGCAGAAACAAGUAUUGACAUUUCAGGACAUAGCAAUGUUGUACCUUGGGGAAACUUUGUAUCUUGUUUUAAAAGCAGUUCAGCUAAAACAAUUUGGCUUCUUUAAACCAUCCCCAAUCCCAAAAGAAGGUAUAGACAAGUUCCAGGUUUAAAACCAGAUAGAACAUUUCAGCAAUGUAAACAGGUCCUGACUGCCAGGAGUUAGAAAAGGAAGAGGAAGAAUAGGGGCAAUAAAAAAGAGAGGUAAUUGACAGGCCUGGCCCUUGGAAAGGGAGUACUGGCAACUCAGGAGUCAUAUAAAUCCAGUUGUUAACAUUUUUAAUGUUGGUUUGAGUUACAGGAGCAUAAAAAUCAGAACCGCAAACUAAUUUCCUUUUGUUUGUUUCUACAUUCCUCCGACUUAAAAAUGAACAGAGUUUUUAAAUAAGAAUCAAACCUAACACGAGGCCUUAAGACCUUAUCUAUUCCAGCUUUAGCAUGCAGAGUCUAUUUUUUACAACCAAGUUACAAAUCCUUGUAAAUAGGCCUGAUCGACCUUUAAGUACAGAGGUGCUAGCAGAUAACCAUAUAAUAAGUAAGGCUGUAAUACAGUUAGUGCUAAUAUAUCACAUUGUACUAGUACAUGGAUUCCUGCUCAUUGUCUGUGUAGACAACGUAUGUGUUUUACGUUAGGGAAUACAGUCUGGUGCAUAUUCAAACUGUCAAUAUAUAAUCUGUUUUUCUUAUAAGAUUAUCUUAAUACUUAGUGUUUUAUAUAGAUUUUAGUACUUUCCUUUUUUAACUAUUGCACAAAUGCAAACGUUCUUGUUUUCAAAAUAGGAAAUUAUUACAGAAUUUUUAAUCUGAUGGAGAAAAUCCUAUUUCCAUCUUGACCUGUUCUCAGAAACGUUUUGGGUGUGGUGCAUAUGAAUUGGCUCUGCCAGCUUUGUUUUGUGCUUGUGUUUAUCUUGUAAGUUGCCAUAUAAAAGAAGCUCUGUCUUUUAAUUGCUGAUGCCACCCCCUGCUAGUAAAACAUUCACAGUGACAAGGACUAUUUUGUUUCACCGUUAGGGUGUGGCUACUGUUGGCCUAAGUCAUCAUGUGACAUUACAUCAUUGUCUUUGCUGCCUGAGACCCUUCUAAUCUUCCACUAGGUUGUAGUCAUGAGAUUUUGACAAACACCAAAACAAAACGCUGCACAUUUUAACACCUCAGUUUUGAGUGUGAUAUUUUUGUCAUAAAUAUUACAGGCAUUAGGCUGUUCAAGUGAAUGAAUCUGGCUUUCCUGAAGCUAAACAAAAUAUUGCUUUUUAUAAAAUACAGCCAUUGUAAUUUGGGGUUCUAAAUUCAUGCACAUUUUUAUUAACAUCAUAGUAUCCACUUCUAUGAGAGUAUUUAAUACAAAUGCCUGUGGUUUUCAAUGUUACUAACAUUGUAACAUCAGUAAAGUGACUUUCAAUGAAAAA